GUUCUACACCAGAUAGCGUGCAUACAUAAUAUAGAAUAACACAUACAGAGAACAAAUUCUUCCUAUAUAUUUUGUUAAUGGCUGUAGAAAGAAUAUCUUAAAAAGGCUAAAUCCAUGUAUAAAUAUACAACCUUUAAUUAGCAUUCCCUUACGGGGAACGGUUUGGCUUAAGCCUUCACAGUUAUAGAAAGAAUCACCACCUAAACUGCACCAGUUUCGAUUCCAGGACGCAACACACAGAAGAGAAAGAAAAGAGAAGCCACAACCACAAUGCAAACUACUUCCUCAAAACCACCAAACAUGCCUCACGAACUCCCUGUCUCCACAGCCACAACAACAACAAGCACAGACCCCAAGAAACUGACUCUCAUACCUCUCAUCUUUAUCAUCUACUUCGAAGUCGCCGGUGGCCCUUAUGGAGAGGAACCAGCGGUGCAAGCAGCAGGACCCCUCUUCGCCAUUCUCGGUUUCCUCAUCUUUCCCUUCAUUUGGAGUAUCCCGGAGGCCCUUAUCACCGCUGAGCUCUCCACAGCCUUUCCCGGCAACGGUGGCUUUGUCAUCUGGGCCGAGCGCGCCUUUGGUCCUUUCUGGGGGUCCCUCAUGGGCACAUUCAAGUUCCUUAGUGGUGUCAUCAACAUCGCUGCCUUCCCAGUUCUUUGCAUUGACUACAUGAAGCGACUGCUCCCUGCUUUAGAAUCUGGCCUUCCGAGGUACUUCGCCAUCUUUGGCUCAACUCUAUGCCUUUCGUUUCUUAAUUAUACUGGUUUGACAAUUGUUGGAUUUGCCGCCGUGGUACUUGCUGUUGUUUCACUUUUGCCUUUUGUAUUGAUGUCAUUGAUUGCACUCCCAAAGAUUCAACCUCAUAGAUGGAUCAGUCUGGGGCAGAAGGGUGUUGAGAAAGAUUGGAACUUGUUCUUCAACACCCUUUUCUGGAACUUGAAUUUCUGGGACAGUGUCAGUACUCUUGCCGGAGAAGUUGAAAACCCCCAGAAAACUUACCCGAAAGCCCUUUUGGUUUCGGUGAUCUUCACUUGCUUGGCAUAUCUAUUUCCACUUUUGGCUGUGACUGGAUCUCUUUCCGUGGACCAAAGCGAAUGGGAUGCUGGGUUUAUGGCCCAAGCUGCAGGUAUGAUUGCAGGGAAAUGGUUGAAAAUCUUUCUUGAAUUUGGUGCUGUGUUAUCAGCAAUUGGUCUAUACGAAGCACAGCUAAGCAGCAGUGCUUUCCAACUUCUGGGUAUGGCUGAUAUAGGAUCUUUGCCCAUGUUUUUCGGUCUAAGGUCUAAAUGGUUCAACACCCCUUGGGUUGGGAUUUUGCUAACCACUUUGAUUUCACUGGGGGUUUCAAACUUCAAUUUCACAGAUAUCAUAUCCUCGGCUAAUUUCUUGUAUUCUUUGAGCAUGUUGUUAGAAUUUGCUGCAUUUAUAUGGUUGAGAAGGAAGUUGCCAAUGAUGAAGAGACCGUACAGGGUUCCAUUGAGGCUGCCAGGGCUGGUUAUGAUGUGCUUGAUACCCUCUGGGUUUUUGAUAGUUAUAAUGGCUAUUGCCACCAAGACUGUUUAUUUAGUGAGUGGAAUAAUGACUGUUGCUGGGAUUGGAUGGUACUUUUUGAUGAAACUCGCCAAAUCAAAGAAGUUGUUGAAGUUCAACGUUGGAGGACUUGAAGAAAUUGACCAAGUGAGGGUGGUUGGUCAUUCAUGACCUUUUCACCAGUUGAAAGAACGUUUGACCUUGCAAUUUCACCUUGUUUUUUGUAAACAAAAUUCAACCUGUUACAGACACUUGGCUCUGAGUCUGACCAGGUGAAUUAUUAUGAUCUCUAGGUCAGUAUGCAACUAGAACAUCUCAUAUGAAUUUAUGAAUUACAUUUUACA
Messenger RNA from Juglans regia (Persian walnut), 1871 nucleotides. RefSeq names its product probable polyamine transporter At3g13620. Gene Ontology annotation, biological process: transmembrane transport. Bases 271 to 1698 code for a protein of 475 amino acids. Lineage: Eukaryota; Viridiplantae; Streptophyta; Magnoliopsida; Fagales; Juglandaceae. The record is from RefSeq and is a predicted model, not a curated record. Gene Ontology annotation, molecular function: transmembrane transporter activity. Gene Ontology annotation, cellular component: membrane. The transcript has a single exon.